Molecule: messenger RNA, 859 nt
Organism: Nymphalis io (European peacock)
Lineage: Eukaryota; Metazoa; Arthropoda; Insecta; Lepidoptera; Nymphalidae
Product: glutathione S-transferase 1-like
Exons: 3
Coding region: 110-757 (215 amino acids)
Biological process (GO): glutathione metabolic process
Molecular function (GO): glutathione transferase activity
Source: RefSeq, a predicted model, not a curated record
UUAUGUGUGUAUAUAGACAAGAUAGGCACGUAAAAUAAGGUCAACAACCAAGGUGUCUAACUUUUCGAGAAAGUUAAUUCUUGGUCCUACUUAUUUAAAAAUUUAAAAAAUGUCGCCUCCGAGAUUGUAUCAUUUCCCUUUAAGUGCACCAUCUCGUGGUGCGGUUCUCGCUGCAAAAAUUGUUGGUGUACCAGUGGAUAUCAUAAUUAUAGACCUAGUGAAAAAGGAACAGUUUAAUGAAAGUUUCAUUAAAAUUAAUCCCCAACACUGCGUACCUACACUUGAUGAUGACGGUUUUGUUAUAUGGGAAAGUCGUGCAAUUGCGUGUUACUUAGCUGACAAAUACGGUACAAAUGAUGAUUUAUAUCCAAAAGAUCUACAACGACGCGCAGUCGUCAAUCAAAGAUUGUAUUUCGAUAGUUCAUUCGUAUACCCUAGAAUUAGAGCAAUAUGUUAUCCAAUUAUUUAUGACGGUGUAACAGAAAUAAAGGAAAAAUUAAAAGAUGAUUUAAAUGCUACUCUUGGUUUUCUCAAUCAAUUUUUGGAGGGUAAUAAGUGGGUUGCUGGAGAUCACUUGACGAUAGCAGAUACUGCAAUUCUCGCAUCUUUAAGUUCAAUACUUGAAGUGGGCUGGGACAUAUCUCCUUUCCCUAAUAUUGAAAGAUGGCUGAAAAGUUGCACAAGUAUACCUGGAUAUGAAGAUAAUAUAGAAGGUGCUAAGAUGUUUGGAUCUAUUGUCAAGAAAAAUCUAAAAUAAUGUUUACAAAUAUAUUUUUCAUAUGCACUUAAUCCUAUAACAUUAUAUUAUAUUAAAUGUAAAUGAUAAGAUAUUUUUCUAUCUAUAAAAUUUCAAGACUAA